AUGUCACGAAGGUCUAAGAGUCCCACUCCUCCAUGUUCAGAACAGGCCGAUGAUAAUGAAGAUGAGGAAAGUCAUCAUGACUCACCAAGGGGUAACACUUCUCCCCGAUCACCUACUCCAACCGAAUCUCCCAAUCACAACAGAGUUCCUUCCCCACCUCCAUCACCAAAACAGACAAUACCCCUAUCUGAUCCCAUUAUUACUCCACCAGUCACAUCUCAACAAACAACCUUACCUCCACCACCUCCCAUCACUUCUAUUCCUAUUUCCACAACUCCUUUAUCAUCCCCAAUCUUUACAGCAUCCACAACCACUACAAUUCCUAACCCCACAGUGAAUGUCAACGUAUCCAAACCGAGAAGACUUCCUUUUUAA
Messenger RNA from Lactuca sativa (garden lettuce), 375 nucleotides. The record is from RefSeq and is a predicted model, not a curated record. NCBI's taxonomy places the organism in Eukaryota, Viridiplantae, Streptophyta, Magnoliopsida, Asterales, Asteraceae.